This is a messenger RNA of Cyphellophora europaea CBS 101466, 951 nucleotides long. RefSeq lists its product as uncharacterized. Lineage: Eukaryota; Fungi; Ascomycota; Eurotiomycetes; Chaetothyriales; Cyphellophoraceae. The record is from RefSeq and is a predicted model, not a curated record. The transcript is spliced from 4 exons. Gene Ontology annotation, molecular function: methyltransferase activity. Bases 1 to 951 code for a protein of 316 amino acids.
AUGGCCACCAGCGCCUCCGAAGUCCGCGCAGAUGACGAUGAAGUCGACUCUACCCUAGGCGAAGACGCAACGACGCUCACGGAGUCUCUCCGCUCGAGCCUGCUGGAAAGCGUGCGUGAGAAUGGCAGAGGCUACCACCGCUUCGACAGAACCGUGGACGGGAACUAUUGGCUUCCCGAAGACGAGAUGGAGCAGGCGCGUCUCGUCCUGCAGCACGAGCUGUGGUUCCGUACGUUCGGGGGCAGGCUGUUCACAUCACCCAUCAAGAAGGAGAAGAUCAAGCAGGUUCUCGAUCUCGGCACCGGCACCGGCAUAUGGGCCAUCGAAAUGGCCGACGCGCACCCCUCGGCCACCGUCACCGGCGUGGACCUCUCGCCCAUCCAACCCAACUACGUACCACCGAAUCUCAAGUUCGAAAUCGACGACUUCAACAACGACUGGACCUUCACGCAGAAAUUCGACCUGAUCGUCGGCCGCUGCUUAGUCGGCGCUUCCGGAAACUAUCCCCGACUCUUCCAGCAAGCCCUCACCUACCUCUCCCCCAACGGCUACCUCGAAAUGAUCGACAUCGAAGGCAUCAUCACCUCAGACGACGACACGCACGUCUCCACCGCCGCCGAAGCCUGGUCCGCACGCCAGCAAGAGGCCAUGCGGCGCGUGGACCGCGACCCGCACGCGCCCGCCAAGUACGCCGCGUGGAUGCGCGAGGUCGGGUUCGUCGAUGUCGAGGAGCGCCGCUACAAGUGGCCCGUGGGGAGUUGGCCCAAGGACAAGUAUUACAAGGAUAUUGGGAGGAUGCACGGGGUGAAUUUCUUGGCCGGGCUCGAAGGGUUCACGCUGCGGUUGUGGACGGGGGUACUGGGGUUGAGUUUGGAGGAGACGCAGGUCGCGCUCGUGAAUGUGCGGAAGGAUGUGAAGAAUCCGAGGAUUCAUUUGUAUUGGCCUGUGUGA